AUGGGAACUGCAAAGAAUCCCAAAAGAGUCAGAAAAAUGUUGGAAGAAAAUGGCCAAGCCAAGAACUAUGUAUUCCGGAUUGUCUUGACGGGAGGUCCAUGUGGUGGCAAGUCCAGUUCCCUCGAUGAUAUGACAAAGUCAUUGGUCAAGAAAGGUUACGAUGUCAUGUGUGUACCAGAGGUGCCAACCAUACUGCUGAAUGGUGGUUGCAAAUACCCAGGAGAAGACGGCAAUAAGGAAGCGUUGAUCAUAUUUGAAAAGGCCCUGAUCGAAGCGCAAUUACAAAUGGAAAGGUCAUUUAUAGAUAUCGCCGAAAGUACAAAUCGUCCCACACUGGUCAUUAUGGAUCGAGGGUUGCUGGAUGUAGCGGCAUACUUGCCAGCUGAUUUGUGGGUGGAAACUCAAAAAGCAGUCAACUUGACGGAAGAGCAAAUGGCGGAUCGAUACGAUCUCGUGUUGCACUUGACCACCGCCGCAGAAGGUGCCGAAAAAUAUUACACCACGGAAAACAAUGCCGUCAGAUUGGAAACUGCCGAGCAGGCAAGAGAACUCGACAAAAAGAUUCGAACUGGCUAUCAAAGAGCGCACAAAAAUGUCAAGGUUGUCGACAAUAGUACCGACUUUCAAGGCAAAUUGAAGCGAGCUACAGAUCAUGUCAUUGAACUCGUGGACGGCACGAGUUAG
Cylindrotheca closterium is the source of this 684-nucleotide messenger RNA. The record is from the annotation of a GenBank genome assembly. Lineage: Eukaryota; Bacillariophyta; Bacillariophyceae; Bacillariales; Bacillariaceae.